CCGGAUCGGGAGAAUCUGGCUUCGGCCAGGACAAAUUGCAAAAUGUUGGCCGAAAUGGUUCGAUUAUCUUACCAGCAUCGAGCCUUUUACUGCUACGUGAUCCUCAGUGUUUGGAUCUUCCUUCUCGUUGCUGGUAUGUACAAAUAUAUUGGUAUAGAUGAGAGGAGUUCUGUACAAACAAGAGUCCUAAGUAAUGAUGUUUCUAUAAGGGAAUUUCCGAGAAAUUUGAGAGCUGACAUGAAAACAAAAAAAAUAUUUCGUUUUUGUAAUUCACCCAAUGAAAUUAUUGCAGAAACCGAAGGAAAGUUGGAUGGGAACUUAACAUUGAGUGGUAUUUUGGUAUUUAUACGGCAUGGAGACAGAGGGCCAUUAGCUCACAUUCGAAACAUAAGCAUAGUAAAUUGUGGUGGAGAGUUUGGUUCAACACCCGAAUUAGAAAACCUAUACCAGAAUUAUGUAAACUUCCUGCAAAAUGUCUCCAGUUAUUCCAGAACAUCAUGGGCACAAUUCUUGGGGCCGUUUCAUGGUUUUCCUAUGCUACCUGCCAACUCCAAAGACUGCAGAAUUGGCCAGUUGACGACGCUUGGCAUUGGACAACUUUUAAAAACUGGAAUCAUACUUAGAAACGCUUAUUACCAUAAACUCAAUCUGGGCAAUGGCACAAUAUCCAACAAAGAUAUUAUCGUCUGGAGCACUAGGUAUCGAAGAACAGUCCAAAGUGCGGUUGCCCUAUUGUAUGCUCUCUUGGAAACUGAUGGUUUUCAAAAUCUAGCUAAAGUUACUAUGCAAGAAAGUCAAAGCUACGCAUUUUGUAGUACAGACUGUGCGUGUCCAGCUGCUGAAAAAUUCUUUAAACAACAUGUAAAAGAAAUGUCCGAUCAUCUCAAAUCUCAUCCAGCAGUGGCAGAGCUUAUAAAACAGGCUUCCAACGCAGUGUUUGAAAUUCCUGAUCAAGCCCAAACAAUGGAUCCCAAUACCUUAAAAGAUGCAUUACUGACAUACAUCUGCCAUGGUGCUUCCCUGCCUUGUAUAGACUUUGACAAUCAACGAGUAUGCGUGAAAACGGAACAUGUGACAGGCUUGUUCGCCUACACUGAAUGGGAGUCUAGGCAAGUGGCAAAAAGCAACAGCCGUCGAAAGUACGGAUUGCUAAGAGCUUAUGGGCUUCUUCGAAGCAUAGUUUCUUACAUGUUACGCAUAAUAUCCGAAGCCAAACCGAAGAUAGUUCUUUAUUCUGGACACGACAAGACUUUGGAAUACCUGGCGACAGCUCUGGGCAUCUUUUCCGACAAAUUGACUAUGCCUCAUUAUGCUUCCCGUUUCGUAAUCGAAGUUUAUCGCAUAAAUCCGAGGAACGAGAAUCACGUGGCCAGUGACUUUUACUUCCGUGUUGUGGUAAAUGGAAAAGAUUUCACACAGAAAAUACCUUUCUGCAAGAAUGCAAAUUUCUAUAGUGUCAAUUACAUUGAACGCGCGGACGUCGAAAGAACGCGAAAAGAUUCAAAAUUAUGCCCAAUAGAGACGAUUAUCCGACAACUUCACGACGAUUACUUUGGACCGUUUAAUGCCACAAACUUCAAAGAUGCAUGCACCAAUCACAAACACGGAUGAUUUGAGCGGGAAAAAUAUGAACCUAAUUCCCUUCCUAUACGGUAGAUAUUGUUCCAAAAACACCGUGUAAAAAAAAUAGAUAAGCAAAAGGGCCGAAUUAAGGGUUUUUAACGCGCAAAGCUAGCAAAUAAUUAGACGGUUCUUUUAAUUUUAAGAGUGAAGGGGAAGGAGGAGCGAUUAAUUGAUAAUAUAGAAUAUUCCCUACUUCUUUGAAGAAUUUUGUACAGAAUUAUUUAAUUUAUUAGAAAAAUAUCAACAAAUCGAAGAUAAUUUUUUGUUGAAUAUUUAUCAAAAUUUAUUGUAAAUUUUAAAAAUAUACCUUGCGCUAAACUCCUCCUUCCACCCUAUACUUGAAAAAGACAUACUGCUUAUAACAAAAUAGAGAAUUCAUUCCACAACUUUCAAGACUCGUGUAAAAAGUAAAAAGGAACUAUUUAAAAAGUUUGUAUGAAAAGCCAAAUGUAUAAGUUUUUAACAAAUGUAUGUAUUUAACUGUACAAGAUGAAAUUCAUAUUUCAAAGCAUUCAUGAACUGAACCGCAUAAGCCCAGUGGUGCACAACGUUUUUCAUUACUGGACCAAAUAAUGUGAGAUAAUAAUUUCUGUGGCCCAAAUUUCGGAUUACGAAAAAACAUAUUUCUAUUUAACAUAAUGUUAAAUUAAUUAAAAGUCAACAAGUUUCUGCAAAAGCAGAAGCACUAUUCGUUUUGUGCUACUUAUACUUUUAUUCCUUAUUUAUGCAAGCUUCUGUGCUGAAUAUAAAUAUUGCUUGCAAGAUUGAUACUCUUUGUUGUCUAUUUUAAUUUUGAAAAGUGAAAAUACCAUUACUUUAAUUUAUUUUAAAAAUUAUUUAUUUCAAGAUUUAUUUAGUACUCUGGCUUCCACUUUGUGCAGUUGAAGAAUCAUGCAAAGACUGACAUUGUACUUUACUGGGAAGAAUUGCACAUAUUUUUUAUAUGAAGCAGGAGAAUCAACUAUAAGGUUUACAAAAAUAUAAUUCAAAUAUGCUGUUGAAAACUAGUUUGUUUUAAAAAGUUCAGACAAGAGUCGGCGAAAACUUGAAAAAUUUGAAUUCUUGUGAACACUUAAAAUUAAAGUUGCAAAUAUUCACAUCUUGCUAUUUUUCACAGAAAUAAAACUAGUUCGUAAAAUAAAUGAUGUGUAUACAAAAAUUUGUGUGAUUCUAUUGCCAAUAAUAGUAGUCUUUCUAGCUAGAUACAAGCUUUUUAACAGUUGGCUUCUAUGAAGUUAUAGCAAAUUAUAUUAUUUAUUCACAGUUUCAUCUACUUUAGUUUUAUAAUUAAAAGUACUUGAUUAUAUAUUUAAAUGCUACCAAAUAUAUGUGUGAAUAGAAAUGUAAUAUCUAAAAUAUUUGGAUAAUUGUUAGAAGUCAUAUUUUUGUAAAAUGUUAUGAUAUUCUCUGAUUUAAAUUGCGAGCAAGGUAAGUCAGAGUAUUAGGCAUCAACGAUUUCUAGUUACAUUUUUUAAUCAAUUAAUUAACUAAUAUAAAAAAAAAAUAUUAAACAAUAUAGCUAUAUGUUGUCUCUUUAAGUUCGUCAUAUUUAAAACUCUGGAUGUAAAUGUCCUGAGAAGUCAAUUUAUUGUCUUUUUAUAUUUUGUCAUUGAAACUUGUUUGCUUCAACGUUAUACCCUGAAAAUUUGGGAAAUGUACAAAUUCGUCUAAUGUGUCUGUAAAGAUAAGUUAACACGUUACAGAUCAUGUAAAUCAGAUUUGUAAUACCUAUUGGCCCUUGCUUUUUCAAUGCAUAUAAAUAGUAAUAUAAAAAAAAAAGUAAAUAGUGGUAAAGUUAAAAUAUUUGAAUUCACUUUUUCAAAAACUUCCUACUUUUUUUUAUUAACAAGUGACAUAAGCUUUAAGUUGAGGAUAUAUUCUUUACUUUUUCACAGAAUCAGUGAUAAAAACAAGAUGUAUGAUGCUUAACAUACGAAUAUAUGUUACAAAUUAUUUUGAAGUUUGAUUUUAUCUUUAUUUUACGGGCUGCAGAUGAACUUGAUAAAAGUACCAAAUUUUGUGCACUACUGGUAUAGUUGAUUUAUCACAUACAGUUUACCAAAGAAAACAUGACUCUUGAUACGAUAUCAAGAGUGGUUGAAAGGCCAGAACAUAUAAAUCAGGAUGGACAAAAUUCUUAUUUCGAUAAACAUUUCAAAUAAACGAAUGAAAAAGAUCAUCUAUUAUUCAAAUAAAGUUUUGUCCAUCUCUGGUACAAAGUAUCGGUAGAAAAGAUUUUAGUAUUCGUUGACCUACAACUUCAAGAUUUAAUUAUCGGCGUCACCAAUUUUCUAUGUAGAAAUAUUAAAUAUGUACAUAAGUAUGUAUAAUAGACAUUCCCAAAACAAUUGACUUUUAAAAUUAUGUUAAAGUAAACAGUCCAUGAAAGAAAAUAGAUUCAAUCGAUUCAUUUUUCUGAACCGUGCGUAAAAAUAUUCUGACAAGUAUCAAACACAACAACAAACCAGAGAUGGACAGAAUUUUAUUCAAAUAAUAGAUGGCGAAUAAAAACUCCGUACAGAACAUUUGAGGAUUUUAAAAAUUGUAACAGUUAAUACUUAUCGAGACUUUCGGUUGCAAGACAUGUCAUUUGGGAAAAAUGUUCUAACGUUUCGCAGUUAGCUUCUUCAGGGGUGAAUUAACACUUAUGUCAUAGAUCAUUGGUCAUCGAUCAUCGAGCUCAUGUCAUGAAUGAGUGGUCACCAACGGUGUCUUACCUGUUGAACUGAACAAACGACGGAUGAAACGUUGUUUUAUUUCAUUUAUUCCGUAAAUAACUAAAUAUUUUUAUAAUUAUAAAUGCGCAUUAUAAAUAUUUUAUAAUUAUAAAAAUAUUUUAAUUGUAAUUCCGUAAAUAUUUUAGAUCUUUUAUUCGUUCAUACAUUUCCUUACCUAAAUGUGAAUCUUGCUCAUCUCUGCUGUGAACGGUUACGUUUGAAUUUUCGAGAAUGCACAAGUAACUAAUUAAAAUUACUGAAAGUAACACGUAUGAUUUAGCUUUUCUUCAUUCAAUUAAUUUGAAAUAUGCACUAAUCGCAAAAAAUAUGAUAUAUUUGACUUCCUUUUGCGUGCACCAAAUGCAAAGAAGAAAUGCUGUUAAUUUGAUUCCAAAGUAUAAUACAAUUAACCGUUUAUAAUUUUGUGUAACGUUUUGAUUUCGUCCACUAUCAAAUGAUGUACGUAAGAUUUCUUUUCUCGUGUAAAGCAAAAAAUUGGACAAAAGUUCUUUUUUAAACUCUUCCGGAUUUCAUCGUGAGAAUUCGUAUCACUUACUUUGAACGGAGUAAAUAGUAAGUCUUAACAAUAUACGAUAUUUUACAAAGAAAGUAUUACAAAUUUCUAUAAGAUUUAUUACGAUGAAAUAAGGAUUCGUAAGAUGUAGUUUCCAAUUAAUAUGAAAUCGGUAAUUUGCUAGUGAAACCUCGAAGUAUGAAAUAAAACAAAAAGAAAGAUAACAGAAUUAUACUUAAGCUACAUACAAUUUGCACUGUUUAAACUAUAACUGUAAACGGUUAACAAAAAGCCUUAAAUUCUUAGAUUACGUUUAACAAAAUCGGAAGUAACUUUAGAUAUAUCAAGAAUAUACAAGGUGCUUCAAAAAACGCGAUAUAAUCCGAAAGCAAACACCUUUUUUCGAAUUCUAUUGCAUAUUUUGAAGUAUCUUGUAUAAAGCUAGAUGAUCGCCAUAUAUUUUAUCACACAUCUUACUGUAAAUAUGUAAAUAACAUCUAACUUCUAUAAGCGACGAUUGCGUUCCGUCUUUUUAGGCAUUACUUGAUAACAGAAUUAGUUAUUGUUACAAAAAAAUGUACAAGAAACAGAACUCUGUAACUUCCUAUCACCGUAAUUGUUGAUUAGUAUUAUUUCCCAAUUAGUUUGCAUAAAGUGUUGCGAUUAAGAACUUCCUUUGCGAUGUAAAAUUAAUUCUCGUACAAUGGAUCAGAAUCCCUUUAACACGAUGAUCACCGAUUUAAGAUAGUAUUGCAACUGGUUCAACCUACGGUUAUAUUUACUGUGAAAUACACAAGGCAACGAGUGUUUAAUGUGUUAUUAAAUUGAAACGAUAGGUACCUUUUGUUAAAAUAUACAAAUAUACCAAUGAUAUAUCGAUA
Messenger RNA from Hylaeus anthracinus, 5735 nucleotides. RefSeq names its product 2-phosphoxylose phosphatase 1. Bases 43 to 1611 code for a protein of 522 amino acids. The record is from RefSeq and is a predicted model, not a curated record. Gene Ontology annotation, molecular function: phosphatase activity. The transcript has 4 exons. Gene Ontology annotation, biological process: dephosphorylation. NCBI's taxonomy places the organism in Eukaryota, Metazoa, Arthropoda, Insecta, Hymenoptera, Colletidae.